Molecule: messenger RNA, 1299 nt
Organism: Dracunculus medinensis (Guinea worm)
Lineage: Eukaryota; Metazoa; Nematoda; Chromadorea; Rhabditida; Dracunculidae
Source: the annotation of a GenBank genome assembly
AUGCAAUUGAAUACAAGUUCGAGUCGAAGUUCGGGUCGAAGCAGUUCACGGCGACGUUCUAUAUCAUCAAUAUUGAAUAGCGCACGAUUUGAUACAUUUUCGUUAGGCGUUACGGGUAUCGAUAAUCGUCAAGCAGUUAUUAUUGAAAUUGGAACAAUAUUAACAAAAGUUGGUUACGCUGGUGAAUUUGUACCACGAGCAAUUAUACGUUCCGAAUACAUCGAUAAUUUGGGUAAACCACAGAAAAUAUUCAAUGAAUCAUUUAAAAAUAGCGACGAAUAUCAUGCUUUUAUAAAAUUAUUUGAAAUAAUUUUUUAUAAAAUUCUUCUAACGGUCGCUAAAGAACGUCGCAUUGUAAUCGUAGAAAGUGUAUUAGAGCCUACAUAUCGUCGAGAUCUUAUUGCUAAAAUUUUGUUUGAAAUCUUCGAUGCACCUUCAAUUCUUUUUGCUCCAUCACAUUUGUUAGCAACAUUUCCAUUUGGUUGUUCGAAUGCUUUAGUUAUCGAUGUUGGUUACAGAGAAGCGCUCAUAUUGCCGAUAAUUGAAGGAGUGACAGUUUUAAACAAUUGGGAAUCAUCAGCAAUUGGCUCAAAACGUGUAGAAGAAAGAGUACGCGAACUGCUUUUUAAAUACGGCAAAAUUAUCACAAGCAGUGGCGAAGAACGUGAAAUAAGUGUCGCUGAUGAAUUUUUAUUGGGAAAAUACCGACUAUUUGAAGAUAUUGUAACUAGAUUUUGCUUUGUUACCACAAUGGAACGCGGCAAGCAGAUUCAAAAAUCAGGUUACAACACGAGUGAAAAUAUACCAAAACCACCUUGCGAAGUUCGUUUACCUUUCGGUAAUGAAAUGAUUGUUGUCCCUGGAAUUGUCAGGGAAUGGAGUGCUGAAGUUAUCUUUGAGCACAAUGAUGAUAUCCGUUCUCUUCCACAAUUAAUUCUAGACUGCGUGUUCAGGUGCCCUAUUGAUUGCCGCCGUAAUUUACUUAAUGGAUUAAUAUUAGUUGGUGGAUCAACUUGCAUGAAAGGAUUUUAUGCAAGGUUGCAAAGCGAAUUAUUGGAAUUAAUGACAUCAAAUCCUUAUUCAUCAAAGUUAGGAAGUAUCAAAUCUGUUAAAUUUUUCCUAUUGCCAAACACACGGAUCGAAUUGUAUGGAAAUUGGCUUGGAGGUAGCAUGUUUGGGUCAUUAGAGAUUUUGCAAUAUCGUUCUUUCUCACGUGAGGAAUGGCUUACGUCUAAAACAGUACCAGAUUGGAUUUCACGAUCUUACGAAAUAUCUCAAAAUCCUGGUAAAGAACGAUAG